This is a messenger RNA of Ostrinia nubilalis (European corn borer), 6687 nucleotides long. RefSeq lists its product as uncharacterized. The record is from RefSeq and is a predicted model, not a curated record. The transcript is spliced from 7 exons. Lineage: Eukaryota; Metazoa; Arthropoda; Insecta; Lepidoptera; Crambidae. Bases 121 to 6666 code for a protein of 2181 amino acids.
CGUGAAAAAUUUUUCAUACAUAUUUUAACACAACACUUCAGACGUAAGGGAUCCAUGUAAUUCUUGGAAUAGAGUAAAAUUGGGCCAGAGGCCUAGCUGAUGGUGCUGCAUUAGCGCGGGAUGAACCCCAGGGAAACGAUGGCGACGGGUGGGGGUCAGAAUGAUGACGCCACUGUUUCCUUGGAAGGUACCACAGACAGACAAUCCCCACCCCCAAAGACUAAAAAGAUCUAUAUCCCCAUCCGAAUCCAGACCAAUGCCUUAAACAACGACGACAUAGCCAUCAACGCCACCUACAUCAGCAUAGAAGACCUCUCGUCCAGGACCAAGAAGAAGGAAAAGAAGAAAGGAAAGAAUAUAGAGAUCAGAUACCUUGAGAGCAUCAGGAGUUUCAAGGAUAAGAUCAAGUCUUCUUAUUCGUGCAACCAGCAGCACUGCCCGAUGAUCAAGGAGCGACUGGAUCAGCACCAGCAGGAACACCACUCCUGCGCAGAGUCUGGCAGCAGACACGACCGCCAGAGCCAGACUAAUAUACCAUCGGCUAUUGCAGUUGCCUCCAAACCGAGCAUACAUCGAGUUCUUUCAACAGAACCAGGAGGAGUUACCAGAUCUGUCGCAAUUUCUCCAGCCGCAUCAAUCUUAAAACGUAACUCAAGAUUUACUGAAAGCCAUUCCAUACAAACUCCUCCCAAAUUCGUUGAUUUUACUCACACAGCACAAGGCAGUAGAAGCUUUGAGACAAACUUGUUCAGAUCUGACGAACAAACCCAAUUUAGUGAUACUUUUAAACCUAUUCAUGUACAAAAUGAAACAACUACCACUUCCAAAAAUAGUUUAGUGAGAGACGAUUUGCACGAAGAAAUACUGAAAUGGUUCGAGGAUAUACCAAUUUAUCCGAAUAUAACAGCCUCUUUGAAAAAUCUUAGAAGAAACAUGGUCAAUGAAUUCAUUGACAAAUUAUUUGAACUAUCAAAUGAUUCUGAUUCUAAAGAUUAUGAAAGAAAAGUCAAGUUUGAGAUUGAAAACUUUUUGAACGCUCUUCCCAUGUGGUAUCCAGGAGCGAAACGUGAUCAAGAUCUGUUAAAGGAAGGUAUUAAGAACAAUCUACUAAAGAAAAUAAAUGGACUUCGUACAAAGACUAAUAAUGAAACUCAAGUAGCUACGUUAGUUGACGACACGGUUAACACAGAUGAUGAUGUCGUUAACGGUAGUAGUCUGCAUCGACUUGGCUGUGAUGAUAAAGAGAAAAUGGUAGAAAGUGAAGUAUUAGAUUGGCUUAUGCAGAUAAAAUUCAAAGAGAGCGAUGAAAUUGGAAGAACAGUGAACAUAAUAGAUGCGACGGAUAUUUUCACCAAACGUCUUAUGCCAUUGCUUGAUAAACCAUCUGGCACGAAAAACUACAAGCUUAUUUUGAAAGGGCUUAUUAUAGACACUUUAAAUGACCUGCCGAAUGUUCUCCACUUCCCGAAAAAUAAAAAGAUUUAUCUUAAUCGUAUUGCAGAAGACUUGGCUAAUAGACUAUUGUUGAUUCAAUCGAAAUGUAAGAGUUUUAGUUCCUGUAAGUUUCCAAGAGAACGAAGUAUGUAUCGCUUAACUGUAUGCAGUAAGUCAAGUUUGAAACAAUCGAUAUUAGAAGGUUUAAGCAACUGCUUAAAGGGCGUUACUGUUGGCCAGCAAAAUGAAAUAAAAGAAGAAAUAACUGACAUUAUUAUAGACUGUAUAGAAUCUAUAAGUGGCAAAAAAGAUGACGAUGAAAUGAGCAAUAUUUUACGAAACUCACUUGAAAUCUCCGAGGCGCAAGCCUCAGAAGUUACUAUAGAAAAUGUUAGAGAUAUGUUAACCGAAGACAUCAUAAAAAACGCUGAUUGUAAUAGAAAUCUGGAGCGAUCUUGUCAUUCGGGAACUAUGUCCGUCUUCACAUCCGAACACGAAAUAUCAGGACCGUCUAAAUAUCCAGUAACAUCAACACCUAAGAAAAAAGCAGAAGUUUCUAAACUGAAUGCUGAAGAAAUAAGUUAUAUGAGCAAGGUUUCCUGUCUUAUAAGGGCUUGGAUGGAAGUGUUGCCCAAAAAGUUCGAUGCACCUGAAGAAAAAGAAUUCAAAGACACAAUAAUACAAGAUUUAGCUGGAGACAUCAUGGAUCAAGUGAAAUUAGAACAGCUAGCACCACAGUCCGGGUAUGAUAGAGAUAAAUAUAUGAAUUUCUUUAUAUUUAAGUGGCUUUUAAAAUUUAAUAUCUAUGAAGAUGAAGAAGUUCUUGCUGCAACUCCUGAAGUAGAGCAAUUAAUGAAAAAAUUGCAAGAAAUUCCUGUACCCGUUCUUACGAAACCUCAACAUGGUAACAGACAGGCUAUGUCAAACAUAAAGCAUAUGGAGGGCGAUCUUGCUUGGAAGGAAUAUUUUGUGCCUAAAGGAAUCGAUGUACUAGAAGAUGAAAUUUCAAUUUUCAUGGGUGAACUACCCUCGGACAUGUAUAAAACUGUGGAUAAAGACAAACAAAAUAAAAUGGUACAUGAACUAGCUGAUGCUGUUAAAAAAUGCUUAAACACCAAGAAACCGGAUCGUGAAUUAACUGAUGAGGUGUCAAAAUGGUUGAAGAAGAUGGUGAAAUCACCCAAUCAAGACAUUGAGAAGCUUGCAGAGAAUUUGAAAGAAAGGAUUGUGAAGCUACCUCAAGAUGCGACGCUUGCUGGAAAAGUUCAGAAAAAGAUUCAGCAGAGAAAUGAAGUUAUAGUAGAAAACGCUAAUCCUUGUAAUAAAUGUGGAGGAGCAAAUGAUUCCAAAAAUGCUGCUACUGUUGCCCCUGAUACAGACAGAACUCUGAUGGAGUUUAUAGGAAAAUUCAUGGAAAGAAACUAUAACGUUGACGACUCUAUGGCUCGAGGAGCAUUUGGCGAAUUGUUGAAAACAGAAUUCAGGAAACUAAGUCCUCCAACUAGAAAAGAAGUGUACGACAACUUUUCUAAAUCCCAACAACACGACGAAUUCUCACCUGAAAGGCUUGGCAAGGAGUUGCAAUACAUAAAAGAUAUAUCAGACUGGCUAAGGAAUAUACCCAUUGAGGGUUCUUAUAAUACACCUAACAAUAAGAAACGUAUAGAAUUCGUGAAUGAUUUGGCUAAAAAUGUGUACGAUGUUGAUGAAAGUAGACGAAAGUCUCCAUCGGCCAUGGAUUACAAUAUGUAUUUGGCUUCAAUAAUAAGUCAAUCAAUAAACGAAUUGCCUAUUUUACCUGAGCACACUGGAAACGUCAUGCUUAUGAUUGACGAGCUUGUUGGGAAGAUAGCAGCAAGUAGGACGCCUAUGCCUUGCUGUACAAAUGCCAAUAAAACCGCAGCUUCAAUUAAUAACACUGGCAUACAAGAGCAGAAUAUCAGUGACUUCAUAGAUCAUUACAUUCGUAAUAACGCUGGUGAUAUUGCUGAUGAUCAAGUAAAAUUAGAUGCCUGGUCAGCACGCUUGUUGAAAGAAGUUAAAAAGCUGGCAACAGACACCGCUGACCCGUCUACGCUAUGCAAAACUCAAGUGUACAACAAACUUAUUACUGUACCUAUUCCUGAAGAUGAAUCAGUUAGGCUAUUCGGAUUGGAACUUGAUUAUGCUAAAGAGAUUUCAGACUGGAUUAAUAAUUUACCUUUACUGCCUAUUACAAGUCAAGAAUCCAGCGAUCAGAGAGUCAAAAUGAUAAGUGAACUAGCAGAGAAGUUUGCAGAAAGAGAAAGAAAUAAGAUAGUUAAUCCGAGUGACACACCACCGGACUCUGAUAUGGAUGAAUUUAUAACUAGAUGGAUUCAGCAACUUCCACUUGAUCGAAAUAAAGAAGUAGUAUAUCCGAUAGUCAUUCAACAACUGCAAAAGAGAAUAGAAAGAGUCAAUAAAGGUCCAGAAGAAAGUAUACAACCAUCAAAUGAAUCUACUAGCUCUCCAAAGAAAAGUAAAUCAAAAACGAAAAAUAAGUCUAAAAGUUCCAAGAGUUGCAGACCAUCUUGCUGCAGUUCUGGUGGGAAAGCAGGACGAUCAGGUCAAAUUAUAGUAGAAGCUAUAGAAAACUGGGCAAAUAAACUACCAGUGCGCGCUGAAAAUAAAGACGCUGAGAGGACUAUGAAAGAUAAUAUUGCCAGAAAAUUGUACCAAAAAGCGGGAGAACUUAGUGUAGAUCCCCAAAUCAUGAACGAUGAUUUGCUUUAUCAAGAACUGUUUACAGAUGAAGUGAACGCUCAACUGAAUAACCUUCAAAGUCCUGAUAUUCAGAAAAAGAAGGAAAGCCUUAAGAAUGAUUUAGUCGAUAAGGUAAUGGAAGCUAAAAGUGUCAUCAAAGAAUGUACAGCCGGAGAUAACUACAAACAUCAACUAGAAAACACUAUUGAAGCAUCCAUACCAAGUCCUGUCUACAACAGGCAAUUUCAUGAUCCAGGAUUUGAGAUUUAUAAGAAUCGCUUAGCUGACAUGUUUAUUUUGGAAAAUUUUGACCAUGGUAACGAUGCUGUCAAAGUGAAAUACGAGAAUUUAAUAAAGAAAGAAAUUGAUAAGUACUUUCAAGAUGCCUUAAAAAGAAAUGCUGUGCCUUUGACUAAAGAACAAAUAUACAGUGAACUGUAUAGUGCUCUUUAUAAAGUACCUACACCUAAUGAAAAUUCUACUUCUGCAGAAGUAGAAGAGGUUAAAACGAGAUGUGAAAUAGAUGAUUGGUUUGGAACGCUAAAACUCAGAGAAGCGUCUGGUGUGGGUGAGCUUUUGGAAUGGGAUAAGAUAUUAUCUAUGUUAGCUAAAAGACUGCGUGAGAUAGAAAAGAAUGAACAGAAGCCUGACGAGAAAAUGCACAAAGAAAUCACUAAAUGGGUUGUGAAGUUUCCAUUGCUGCCAGGUCAAGAGGGAGAAAUAGAUAAACUGGCCGAUGAUCUACAGAAUAGAUUAAAAACAUCAAAAGAAGAAAGAAAGUGUGUCCCUGCGCCUCCAUUGAAUAGUAAAGAUAGUAAAAAGGGAAAAGUUCAGAAGAAAGCUUCGAAGUCAAAAGGGAUUCUUGGUACGAGUCAGGUGGCGGGCCCUAGUAGUGCAAGUCAGCCGUGGGUCAGUCCACAAGCACCUCCAGCCUGCUGCCAAGGAUCACCAGUCCCAAGAAAGAAACCUGCUGACAUUAUUCUAGAAAUAGUUGAAUAUUGGUGUGAAAGUCUACCUCUGUAUGCUGGCACUCCUCAAGAUCAGCAAACAAAUAAAAUCAUCAGAGAAGAUCUGCUUACAAAGAUCAUUAUAAAAAUUUGUGAACUCAACAGCAAUCCACAGACGUUUUCUGAUGAUUUACUCUACAACUAUUUACUUGACCAAGAAUUGGAGGUGUUAAUGUCUAAAGUACCCAUUUGUUGCGAUUUUAAACCUACGAAAGACUCUAAAAAGACAGAGCUUGUAGCAGCAAUUGAUGCUGUAAAGCCUCUGAUGAGAGAAGAGAGAGCACGUCACGAAUACGUUCAAGAAUUGAAAAGUACAGUCAAUACUAUUUUAGAAGAGCCGCUGAAUACCACGGCUGAUGUGAUUAAGAUGUUUAAUGAACUGAGAGACGAUAUUGUAGACAAUUUCGUCCAGUUUCACUACAAUCGUGAUGAUGAAGUAGGCAAGCAAAUUUACAAAGCAAAAAUACGAGAUGCUGUGACGAAAUACUUAGUGGAUAUAAACGAGAAACCUGAAGGUCCUCCAGUUGAUACCUUGAUAAGACAAAAUCAGUUAUUAUGUGAACUAUCUAAAGUUUCGAUCCCAAGUGAAAGAGCAGUAAAAGAUGAAGUUGAAGAAGUUAGAAUGAAAAACGAAGUCAAGCAGUUCUUUGAUGAACUAGCGUUCCCUGAUGAGGAUGAAGAAAAAAUGACGUUAAGAAACAACAUGAAACAAAGCUUGGCGAAACGACUGAACGAAAUUGAGAAAACUGGCCACAACUGCACCAACGAUGCGAAAAUGAAGAAAGAAAUUAGUAGGUGCUUGAAGAAGAUUGAAAAAGAAGUCGAUCCAAAGAAGAUUGAGGCAUUUGUAGAGAGAUUAAAGAUGAAUGAAGGGGCCAGGAAAGCCCCACCAGCAGGCAAAGAUACUUGUUAUUGUUCUAAAGAUAGUCAAUCGAAUACAGGUCCAUGUCAAUGUGGUCAAAAUCCUAACCAAAUGGCAGCUACAGUAGCGAAUCCAGCAAUGUCUCAAAAAAUUCCAGUGUCAAACCAACUUCACGUCCCAGAAGUCCCCUUUAGAGGAAUAGGACAAGGAUCGAGUGUACAAAAUGAUGGUACCAUCCAAAGUCUAGGUGUCACUCCGGUUGAGUACCAAGGAUUUGGGGGUGGCGUGGUUUUGACAUCCUCCCGUCAAGGUGCCAGCAAUAAUCCAAAAAUAACUCUUCCAAAAGCUAAAACUCCAACGAGUACAGAGCAGCCAACAGGUGAUAGAGAAGACAUGCCAACGAAUCAAGGCGAAAGAGAAGCGCGUGCUGAAGCGAACAGAGAAAGAAAGAGACGAAAAACAGGAUCUGAUGAUGAAGAAGAUUGCAAGUGCAUUUAUGGUAGAAUCAGGAAGAAAAUGAGGGGCAGACCUCGGUGUGUGCUGCGUCGACCAGAGUUCUGCAAUGAAUGUGAUGAUUUCGAACCUAUGUGGAUGCCCAUGCCAGCUUAUCGAUUUCCGCCCAGUUAUUUUUACUACUGAUAAAAUAAAUAAAGGGAACUG